AUGGUGAGAACUAACAAAGCAAACAGAAGAGGUAAGGAGAUGAAUGAUGGGAACAAAGAUGUGGAUCCUCAAUUAUGGCAUGCGGUUGCGGGAGGAAUGGUGCAAAUUCCAGAAGUUAACUCUAACAUCUUCUACUUUCCUCAAGGUCAUGCCGAGCAUGCUUAUGAACAGGUUGAUUUUAGUGUUGACUUCAAAAUUCCAUCUUUUAUUCCAUGUAGAGUUGUGGCCAUUGAUUAUAGGGCUGAUAUUGACACAGAUGAGGUGUAUGCAAAACUCCGGCUUGUUCCUUUGCAUAUUAAUGAGGUUAGUUAUGAUGAUGUUGCUGCUGGCAUCGAUGAGAUGUCGGAGACUAAGAGUAAAUAUCAGUCUUAUACAAAAAUAUUGACGCAAUCUGAUGCAAACAAUGGUGGUGGAUUUUCAUGUCCUAGGUAUUGUGCAGAAACCCUUUUUCCUCCGUUAGAUUAUACAGGUAUCCCUCCUUCUCAAUACAUAUAUCCCACGGAUGUUCAUGGCAAAAUGUGGGAAUUCAAACAUGUAUAUAGGGGCACGCCGAAGCGGCAUUUGUUAACCACUAACUGGAGUGAUUUUGUAACCGAAAAGCUACUUGUUUCGGGGGAUUCACUUGUGUUUUUGAGGGCUGAAAACGGUGAUCUUCAUAUUGGGAUUCGAAGGUCUAAAAGACUAAAAGAUAUUGGAUUUAACCCUUCAUCAAAGAGGAAAUCUGGUAGUGAAAUUGGAUUUCGUAUUGGUUCAUUCUUCGGACUUACCUCCUCUUCAGAGGAGAAGGAUAAUAAACUUCAAACGAAUGAUAAAGAAAAUGGAUUGAGAAAAAGUGAUAAUAUUUUGGGUAGGGGAAAAGUGAAGGCUGAACAUGUUCUCGAAGCAGUAAGACUUGGUGUCAAUAUGCAACCGUUUGAUGUUGUUUACUAUCCUCGGGUUGAUACUCCCGAGUUUUUUGUGAAAACUUCUUCGAUUAGAAAAGCACUUCAGAUUCGUUGGUGUUGUGGAAUGAGGUUCAAGAUGGCCAUUGAAACCGAAGACUCGUCAAGGAUAAGUUGGUUUUUGGGAACAAUCGCUUCUGUUCAGGCUGCUGAUCCAGCAUGGCCCGACUCUCUUUGGAGAUUUCUGCAGGUUACAUGGGAUGAAGCUGAUUUACUUAAAAGUACGAAAAGGGUGAAUCCGUGGCAAGUGGAAAUAAUAUCGAGCAUGCCUUCAAUCCCUUUUUCCUCUUUCUUGCCAUCAUCAAGGAAGAAACUGAGAUUGCUUGAACAUGAAGCUUUCCCCACUGAUGGCCAAUUUUCAAUGCCAACUUUUCCAAACUACAUUCAAACUCCAAAUGUUCCAAUUUUUCAUGGUAUGCAGGGAGCCAGGCAUAAUCCUUUUGGUCUCUCUUUAUCAGACCUUCACGUCAAUAAGUCUCCAUUAGGUCUGUUUAACUCCGAUUUCCAACCACCAUUUGAUCCUAAUGCUACAACAUCGAUGACUGUCCCAACUAACCCAACUAAAGCUGUAUUGCAAAAGGCGAACACUGUCCCAACUAACCCAACUAAAGCUGUAUUGCAAAAGGCGAACGACAGUGAGAAUGUUUCGUGCUCACCAUCAGAGAAACAGGAUCAUGCAUUGCAAAAGGCGAACGACAGUGAGAAUGUUUCGUGCUCACCAUCAGAGAAACAGGAUCAUGCAUUGCAAAAGGCGAACGACAGUGAGAAUGUUUCGUGCUCACCAUCAGAGAAACAGGAUCAUGCAUUGCAAAAGGCGAACGACAGUGAGAAUGUUUCGUGCUCACCAUCAGAGAAACAGGAUCAUGCAAAGCCGACUCAGAUUGUGCUUUUUGGCCAAACCAUACGGAUUGACGCGGGGCAUGAAAAUGCCGUGAAGGAAAUCACUACUAAUUUUUCUAGUCUUCUACAAGAUCCGCCAAAAGAAUCCUCUGGUGAGAGAGAGGCUUGUGAAUGUAAUCCCAAGAACCAAUGCAUAGAAGAAAUUUUGGUAGGAGAAACAUUGGAGAUUGAACAUUCAGCGACUUCUUCAAAAGAGAUAGGAGGUUGA
Molecule: messenger RNA, 2049 nt
Organism: Lathyrus sativus (Indian pea)
Lineage: Eukaryota; Viridiplantae; Streptophyta; Magnoliopsida; Fabales; Fabaceae
Source: the annotation of a GenBank genome assembly